Messenger RNA from Colletotrichum gloeosporioides, 549 nucleotides. RefSeq lists its product as uncharacterized. Bases 1 to 549 code for a protein of 182 amino acids. The transcript has a single exon. The record is from RefSeq and is a predicted model, not a curated record. Lineage: Eukaryota; Fungi; Ascomycota; Sordariomycetes; Glomerellales; Glomerellaceae.
AUGGCUGACUUCACCUCCAUCAGAGCGUUCCUCCUGCUACCUGCAUCUUCCAAUAUCACUAUUCAGUUUACUGUAGAGACACCCUACGGUCUCAUCGUUGAGUUCAAAACUGGCGAAAAGCUCGGCGUACGUCUCAAAGACAAUACCUCGGCCACCAAUUCACAGGAUGCGCCGGACUAUGCGCCCAACAUCCAGCCUGGCACGCAGCCAACAGGCUCGCCUAGAUCUCACCUAGAAUCCACCCCUACAGUAGACACCGGCUCAGAUCACCAGUCUUCCAAUGCGGGAUACGGGUACGCCAUCUUCACGGACGGGGGGACUUCAGGGUUGUGGUACAUGUCGAAUUGGCCCGGCAACGACCCCGGAAUCGACAACCACAUCGACAUUGACGAUAUCGAAGACCGGUACCCCGCUGCUUGGCUUCAGGCCUUUGCACGUUGGAUACAGCAGUUCGACGACUCAUUCACAAAGGGAGAAUGUCAUUUCAGCUCUUUUGGUGUACUCUUCCCUCGCGAUCAACUUCUUAUUCUCCUUGGGAAGUUUGCUUAA